CUUCUUUCAGGAACACUCCGGGGGAGACGGUAGCAACUCGUCUAUUGCCGAAUAUGAUGAGGCGGCUCUGGAGCGGAUGAGGCAGAAGCUGCUCGCGAAGAAGGAAUAGGUGGCCCUUCGCGACCCUGCGCCGAUGCCCAUCAAACGUGCUUCCAGCACCAAAUCACUAGAUCGAAGCCCGACCGCAGCGUCACAAGGGACCAGGAAGCGGCCGUCUCACAUUGUUGACGAUGGACACGCAUCCAAACGCAGGAAACAUCUUGUAUAUCCCCUCCGCCGUGAAGACGUGAGGAUCCAGAUUGGUAGCCAAGAGAGACGGCCAGGAGAAACCUCCAGCAUCACCCGGUCCUGGGUCACGCCUCCAGUCCCCGAUUCGCAAUCUGCGCCGAGACGCCAUGCCAAGCCGCCGAACCCGAGAAGCACAAAAGAUCACCUGGUACUGAGCCAUAUACCGCCAGGCGACAAGUUGCAGCGUUCCUCUUUACCAAUGAGAGAGCCAUCAAGUGACCAGAGCGAGAGCGGGGAGCGGCGCUGUUGCGUCUCGAGCGAUGCCGAUGGCCAUAUCUUGACGACAUCCUUCCCUUUGCUCUCACACCCACUCUCGGUACGGCCAGUGCCCGAGGCAUUCUACGACCCAGAAAGAUUUGACUCCGAGACCACGGGCACGGCUGCCGCACAGGUUGGGCGAAUCGUCUCCCCCGUGGCACCCUCUCAGAGAAUUGAGAAUAUCCGGUGGCAUCAGUGGUUAGGUCAGCCAAGCAGCCCUGUCAGCAGCCAUGUUGCGGUUAAAGGGAGCAAGCGAUCGCGAGACUACAAAGUCAGCCCGGGGGUCAGUGAACGCCGUCGGCCCGAGCAGAAACCGCAUAUACCCUCGCACCCGCCGGGUGGUUUGCAGCCCAGCAAGCCAAAAAAGGCCAAUUCCGGGAGAUCUCGAGACCCCGCUAAGAUGCUCAGUUCCAGCAACUCGUCCGAGAUCUUGAGUCGAUACGAGGGGCUUGUGGCGAGGCUUCGGCAGCUGGGACAGUUCGAUACCCCAGAGUCUAACGGCUCGCCGAGCGAGCCGCCUAUUGGAGUGGGCACAGAGAACACCAACAGCAGCAUCAAAGGCCAUGGAGAGAAGCCGGUGUGCCAUUCCAGUUCCCGCGUCCACGACGGAAGCAGCUUUGCCACAGAGUCUGCAAACCCGGUACAGAGGAUCGACAGUAGCAACGCCAAUGUGCUCGAUCUUGAACACAGACCUACUAAACGCUCAUCUUUGCAGGCUCCAUCAGCAGUACCGCAAGAUCAUGCAGAACCAGAAGGAGCCGACCCCGACGAGGCGUGGAAAACAUUCGUCUUCGGUGACAAGGACAGCGACGAGCUUGGAAAGGCGGCGUUCGAGGAGGCCAGGCAUGACGCAGUACGACAUUUGCAGCCAUCAACAUCUCCGACCGCCAUUGAUGAGGGACUCGAGUAUGAUGGGCAGAGCAACAUCGUAACAGUCGGCACGCUUUACACAAGGCACGAUAACGAGACGUCAAUCACCGCAGAAGCACGCUCUCCCUCCGAAGCCUUCGGGGGCGUGAACAUUUCCUACGAUGCAUCCUCGAUCGAGAGUGCAUCCCCAUCAGUCAUCAGUGUCUCUGAUGAGUCUAAUUCCCCCUCAAGCGUGGAGGUCAAUGCCGGGACCAGCGACGUGUCAGGGCAAGAAAGCAUCGCUGGCGCCUCAGGAAGCUUUGAGCCUAGCUCUCUCCCGGAAACGGAGAUCAGCGCGUCCCAUCUGCAUGUCGGCACGCCUUCCAUGACAACCUCGAUGGCAGUUGCACCAGCUCAGUCCGACAUGGUGCCCAGCGAAUCGGACACUGCAGGGGAACACUUUCGAUUCAGUCAGCCCAAAAUAUUUGUGGGCCGCUCGAGCCUGACGCAACCCAAACCUGUCACAGACCGCGGUCCCGGAAUCACCUUGGCAAAACGAAGGACAGGCCGACCGAGGAGGCGAGCAAACGACGGCCGGGCGGAUAUCCGGGCUCUCCCCAACUACAGCAGUGAUCCAAUCGAGGAUUUUGAGGAGGGAAAACGGCCCUCCCGGGGGGAGCGGGCGCCCAGGUCGCUCUUCCCUGCGCUUGAGCUCAGUUGAGGCUUGCCAGGGGAAGCUUACGUCGUGUGCCGGGGUGCAGGAACAAGAACUUGUGGUUUCGGGUGCUUUGCUUGUGGAGGAGUGUUGGUUGAGACUACCGAGGCUGCGCAUCUUGCUCCAGCUGGCUCCAAUGAUACGUCCUGUCAAAGUCGUCUUGAUUUCCCUCAAGGAGUCAUAUCGGUUCUCAUUGCUCUUGGAACUAUGUAGCAGAGCCAU
Molecule: messenger RNA, 2332 nt
Organism: Parathielavia appendiculata
Lineage: Eukaryota; Fungi; Ascomycota; Sordariomycetes; Sordariales; Chaetomiaceae
Exons: 2
Coding region: 134-2116 (660 amino acids)
Source: RefSeq, a predicted model, not a curated record